UGCGCAGUGAGUGAGCGAGGAGAGCACGGCGUCUUGUCUUCUCUCUCUCUCUCUCUCUAUCUAUCUCUCCCUCUCUCUCUGGGAGUGAAUUCUCCGGCUUGUCUCUGUCUCACACCCUCUGCCUCUCUCUCUCUCUCUCUCUCUCUCUCGGUCUCUUUCAGAGACAAUUUCAGGGCUUUUGUUUUUUUUUUUAAUAAUAAUAAUUAAAAAAAAAAACAAUAGAAAAAGUUUUUUCUUCCCCUCCGCAUAUACAAGUGUUUGGGCUCCGGCCAUGGCGGCGAGUGCGAAGCGCAAACAGGAGGAGAAGCACCUGAAGAUGUUGAGGGAGAUGACCAGUUUGCCUCCCAACAGAAAGUGCUUCGACUGCGACCAGCGCGGCCCGACCUACGCCAACAUGACCACCGGCUCCUUCGUCUGCACCUCCUGCUCCGGUAUCCUGCGAGGUUUGAACCCUCCCCACAGAGUGAAGUCCAUCUCCAUGACAACCUUCACGCAACAGGAAAUAGAAUUUCUACAGAAGCAUGGAAAUGAGGUGUGCAAACAGAUAUGGCUUGGCCUCUACGACGACAGAAGCUCGGCUGUACCCGACUUCAGGGAACCGCAGAAAGUUAAAGAGUUCCUCCAGGAAAAAUAUGAGAAGAAGCGAUGGUAUGUUCCUCCAGACCAAGCCAAGGUGGUAGCCUCGGUCCAUGCCUCUAUGUCGGGUUCCUCAGCCAGCAGCACAAACAGCACUCCGGAAGUGCGGCCGCUGAAAACCCUGCUGGGAGACUCGGCGCCUGCUCUACACCUGAGCAGAAACACACCCAGCCAGUCCCCUGUAGUGUCGUGUGUUCAGUUGACUCAUCAGGACAGGAAGUUCGAUCUGCUCAGCGAUCUGGGCGGAGACAUCUUUGCCGCGCCGGCGUCACAGUCUGCGGGCAGCUCCAGCUUCGCCAACUUUGCCAAUUUCAAUAGCCAUCCAGCAGCACAGAAUGCUAACGCUAGCACAGACUUUGCGAAUUUCGAUGCAUUCGGGAGUUCUGCUGCUGCUGCCGCACCGAGUGCUGCGUUUCCCUCUGCCCCACAAGCACCAUUUCAGCCUGCACAAACAGGUGGCUCAGCAGGACUAGCCAAUGCCAAUUUUGCCAACUUUGACAACUUCCCGAAGUCUUGCAGUGCCGACUUUGCCACGUACGGCUCCGCCCAGGCCAACUGCUCUGGGGGCGGGGCUAAGACAGACGGAGGCGCUGUACCUGCUGACAGGUAUGCUGCGCUUGCUGACCUGGACAACAUCUUCAGCUCUGCCAAAUCUGAACAAGGUUCGAGCUCAGCUCCUCCCUCUGCAGGUGUGGGUCCGCCCCCUCCUCAGGCGGCCAUGUUGGGCGGCGAUCGCUACGCUGCGCUGGCUGCAUUAGACACCGCCUUCAGCGCCCCAGUUCCCAGUAGCAGCAGCUUUGGCACUGCCACCAGUACCCCGGGGUCUAUCUUUGGAGCCCCUCCUGGAGUAUCUGCACCACAGCCCCAGCAGGCGGUGCUGCCCCAGGGCUUCGGAGGUCCAUCAACGAAUCCCUUUGUCUCUACUGGCUUACCACAAGCUGCUCCUCCCUCGAAUCCGUUUCAGGCCAACGGCAGACCAGCAGCAGACCUCUCAGGAGUUUUUCAGGCCCAAGGCUACCCUGCAGCUUAUUUUGCCUCGUUUGGUCCCGGCUCUAUGAGCAUGCCAGCUGGCUUCAGUAACACGGCAGCCUACAACCUUCCCACAAGCUUCAGCGGAAACUUCCAGCAAGCUUUCCCUGGGCAGGGCUUCCCUCAGCCGCAGGCCUACGCUCAGCAACCUAAUGGUGGAGGUUUCGCUGCAUUCGGUCAAGGCAAAGCUGCUGUAGCUCAAUUUGGACAGAACAUGGCAGCACCUGGAGUCACCAAUAACCCAUUUCUGGCAGGAGCACCAGUGGGCCAGUACCCUGCAGGAGGUUCCUCCACAAACCCUUUCUUAUAGCACCCUUCUCUGAUCAACACCGGCGGCGUGACGCUCUCGCUUGCACCUCUUGCACUGUUUUGUUGUUCCAAGUAGCUUUAAAGACAUGUUUCUUAAGACUUUUUUUAUCACAUUAGUACAAAUUACAACAUUACACCUAACCCAGGUGUAACAUGGCGAUCCAUCUGUAACAACCAGAAAACACAAAACAAGGUAUUGGGGUGCCUACGGGAAGGGGCUUGUUUCCUUCUUUCCUUUGCUGAAUCUGUGAAAUUUCCGGCCUGGAAAUAAUUGUCCGUUUGAGCUAAGUUAUUUCAAAGUGUCCUGUGCAUUUUAAUGCUGCAGUCCUGUACAUAUCUAUUUUCUCAGAAAGGGGCAGAAAUUUAGCUCAUGUGCAUAUCAGUAUUUAUAUCUUAAUCUCACACAUGCACAAAACUUCAACUUGCUGUCGAUCAGAAAGAUGGCGGAGCGUAUCUGCUUAAUGCCCGUUCACCUAGAGGAGAGACCGAGCGAGCGAGCGAGCGAGAGACUCUACCAAAGAAGAGCAUCUCUGCGAUUUUGCGAUUUUAUUUUUUUCAUCAUCUUACUCCCGGCUGUAAGGAGUUUCAGACCGGCAUCGACUCUCACCUGGACAGGUGCUACACAGAGACUCCUAAACACAUACCACUUAAGUCAAAUGUUACAUGAAUUUAAGUUAAUGUAUGUACGUGUGUGUGUGUGUGUGCGUGUGCGUGAGUGCGUGUGUGUGCGUGUGUGUAUGUGUAUACACACACACACACACAUAUAUAUAAAUAUAUAUUAAAAUUAAUUUUAAUUAAGAAACA
This is a messenger RNA of Pangasianodon hypophthalmus (striped catfish), 2778 nucleotides long. RefSeq names its product ArfGAP with FG repeats 1a (gene agfg1a). The transcript is spliced from 14 exons. Bases 272 to 1975 code for a protein of 567 amino acids. The record is from RefSeq and is a predicted model, not a curated record. Gene Ontology annotation, molecular function: GTPase activator activity. Lineage: Eukaryota; Metazoa; Chordata; Actinopteri; Siluriformes; Pangasiidae.